Dendrobium catenatum is the source of this 1537-nucleotide messenger RNA. Its product is annotated as mitochondrial uncoupling protein 1. The transcript is spliced from 9 exons. Gene Ontology annotation, cellular component: mitochondrial membrane. The record is from RefSeq and is a predicted model, not a curated record. Gene Ontology annotation, molecular function: oxidative phosphorylation uncoupler activity. NCBI's taxonomy places the organism in Eukaryota, Viridiplantae, Streptophyta, Magnoliopsida, Asparagales, Orchidaceae. Bases 275 to 1195 code for a protein of 306 amino acids. Gene Ontology annotation, biological process: mitochondrial transport; mitochondrial transmembrane transport.
CUUGUUGUGUAUCAUCAAUAUAAGGUUGGUCAUAUGAAUCAGGUCAUGGAGCUGGAAAUGCCUAAAAAAAACAAAAUCUGGUUAGUGCUGACGCGGAUUCACAGCAGCGGGGCGUGAGGUUCCAAUUGCUGGCAUUGGCCUGCAUUCCGAUUAAAAAAGCAGCAAACUUUUGCAUGCGGAUGCCACUUGAUUGCCUUCUGUCUCGAUUCCUUCCCCUUCCUUUCUUUUAAUUUAUAUCUACUUUCGCUUCUUUAAACCGGUUUCUACGGCGGCCAUGGGAGGUGAUCACGGCAGUGCCAAGGCCGACAUCUCGUUUGCCGGGAGAUUCGCAAGUAGCGCCACCGCCGCCUGCUUCGCGGAGAUCUGUACUAUCCCACUGGACACUGCAAAAGUGAGGCUUCAGCUUCAAAAGAAAGCGCUCUCUGGCGAUUCAGUGGCUCUACCCAAAUAUAAGGGAAUGUUAGGGACGGUUGCUACAAUUGCCAGGGAAGAAGGCCUAGCAUCACUCUGGAAGGGUAUUGUUCCUGGCCUUCAUCGUCAAUGCCUUUUUGGAGGGCUCAGGAUUGGCUUAUAUGAGCCGGUCAAGAACUUAUAUGUUGGUGAAAACUAUGUUGGAGACAUUCCUCUUUCUAAGAAAAUUCUUGCUGGUCUUACAACGGGUGCUUUGGCGAUUUCAAUAGCAAAUCCAACUGACCUGGUCAAAGUAAGACUUCAAGCUGAAGGGAAACUUCCACCUGGUGUGCCAAGACGUUAUUCAGGAGCACUUAAUGCUUAUUCUACUAUAGUAAAACAGGAAGGACUAGCAGCUCUAUGGACUGGUAUUGGUCCAAAUAUUGCCCGAAAUGCUAUCAUAAAUGCUGCAGAGUUGGCAAGUUAUGAUCAAGUGAAACAGACGAUUCUGAAAAUCCCAGGAUUUACCGAUAAUGUUGUUACCCAUCUCUUAUCUGGAUUGGGAGCUGGCUUCUUUGCAGUCUGCAUUGGCUCCCCUGUUGAUGUGGUAAAAUCCAGAAUGAUGGGAGAUUCAAGCUACAAAAGCACAAUUGAUUGUUUCGUAAAGACAUUGAAAAAUGAUGGACCACUUGCAUUCUACAAAGGCUUCAUUCCGAAUUUCGGCCGGCUGGGGUCAUGGAAUGUUAUCAUGUUUUUGACUUUGGAGCAGGUAAAAAAACUGUUCACCAAAGAGGUACCAGCUUGAAGAAUUGUCUUGUUUCCAUGAAUUUCAGGCCAGUUGAAUAAGAUUAUUUUCUACCUAACUUCAAUAAUGAAAUCUGGGUGACCCAACACCAUGGAUGCUCUUUUCUUCUUUACAGGAUAUAGAGUUCUUAUGCUGUAAUGAAAAGGAAAAAAAUUGCUUGUUGAUUAUGUAUGACUUGAUUUAGCUAGUUUCAUAGAUCUUCAAUAAAGCUGUUUUCAUCUAUUGCAUGGCUGUAAAGAGUGGGACAUUAAUGAGAAGAUUUGAAGAAUAUCUUCAACUAUAUGUUAACGAUGUAAUCAAAUUAUCUUAUCCUCAUUUUAUGAUGAAAUUGCAAUAUAUAAA